AGGACUUCGAGAAGUCAAACGUACCGGUGGCUCCGGUCAAUGGAUUCCUCUCUCUCUGUCCAAAACGAGCUCUGAUCUUUCAUGUACUGAAUCUUUUGCUGGAUUAGGAGAGGUCCCUCCAGUUUUCUCUUUUCCGGAGAUCGGUGCAUCGAAAUGGCGCAACGAUCCCAUGUACCUAAAUUUGGCAACUGGGAAAGUGAAGAGAAUGUCCCUUACACUGCCUACUUUGACAAGGCCCGGAAGGGAAAAACCGGAGGGAAGUUGAUUAAUCCAAAUGAUCCUCAAGAGAACCCAGAUGCAUUUACCGAUGAUGCAACCCCAGUGCCGCUCAGAGCUGCAUCUGAUCCUGGGGUCCCACCACCAGAGGCGUCAAAGCCAAAGCACGAGAGGCGAUCAAGCAAGGAAGAUGCUGAGCUCAGGCGACAGACCGACUCCCCAGCUGCUCGUCAUGACCCAGGAGCCCGGAGAGGCAGCAGUGACUCGUCUCAUCUACGACAUGGAGACCGUGGAGUAAAUUCCAGCGACCCCAAGAAGGGUAAUAGAAUAAGUGGUGGAUCAGACCGCAGCAUCGAGCACUCACCCCUUCACCCGACUUAUCAGGCGAAGGUCGCAAGCAAAGGUGGGGUAUCGUCUCCGUCAUGGGAAAGGAAGGGGGCAUCCGAAGGCAGCCAAGGGUUAGCUCCAAACACCCCGGGAAGAUCCAGACUGAGAAAUGCUGCUCGAGGCGAUGAAACUCCCGAGAAAGGUGCGGCGGUACCAAAAUUUGGUGAUUGGGAUGAGACCAACCCUUCAUCGGCGGAUGGUUACACUCACAUCUUUAACAAAGUGAGGGAGGAGAAGCAGAUAGGCGCAGCAAAGGUUCCUGUCAUGCCAACUGAGUCAUCAUACAAUAAUAAUCACAGGCAAGAUAAUGCUCGCAAUUCUGAAACAACGAUGUGUUGGUGCUUUCCCAUGAGCAGAAAAUGAUGUCUGUGGGGUGUAGGCCUCUCCCUAUAUAUAUAUAUAUAUAUAUAUAUAUAUAUAUAUAAAGAUAAAGGGAACUCUUUUAGAAGUGCAUUCUUUUCUCUCUACUGGUGUGCGGAAAACCUUUUAUUUGCAUUUUUCCUCUGUAUACUUGUAAUACCUUUUCACCUUUUUUUCAUUUUGUGUUCCAUGUCUUGAUAGAAGGAGCUAGGACUUUUUUCCUUUUUAUUUUAUUUUUUGUUAUCCUAUUUGAAUGUGUUGCUGCA
Molecule: messenger RNA, 1229 nt
Organism: Magnolia sinica
Lineage: Eukaryota; Viridiplantae; Streptophyta; Magnoliopsida; Magnoliales; Magnoliaceae
Product: RPM1-interacting protein 4-like
Exons: 4
Coding region: 154-966 (270 amino acids)
Source: RefSeq, a predicted model, not a curated record